Molecule: messenger RNA, 2785 nt
Organism: Lagopus muta (rock ptarmigan)
Lineage: Eukaryota; Metazoa; Chordata; Aves; Galliformes; Phasianidae
Product: bMERB domain-containing protein 1-like
Exons: 7
Coding region: 115-693 (192 amino acids)
Source: RefSeq, a predicted model, not a curated record
GGAGCGGAGCGGGGGGAGCCGGGCGGAGGGGCGGGGAGCCUCGGGAGCCCCGAGCCGCUCCGCUCCGAGCGGUGCGGACGGGGGAGAAGCGAGGCGGCCGCAGCGCUCUGCAGGAUGGAGGGAAAGCGGACCCCCCCCCGGUACGGCUCGCUGGAAUCCACCCGGUGGCCGCCCGCCAGCACGGCGCCAGAGGAUGAGAUAAUUUCCAUGGCUGACUCCUCCACCACUAUUGAUGACAUCGAAGGGGAGCUCUUCAAAAUAGAGAGGAUCAGGGAGAUCCUGGUGAGGAGGGAGUCAGAGCUGCGAUACAUGAUGGAUGACAUUCAGCUCUGCAAAGAAAUCAGCCGGCUGAAAAAGGAGCUUCAAAAGCUCCUUGCCCUUCCUGAGACUGAGAAGUCCAAUGAGGAGAAGCAGAAGGAGGAGGAACUGGUGCAGCAGAUCCACAAGCUGGUGGAAACACGGGAUUUCCUGGUGGACGAUGUGGAGUUUGAGAGGCUCAGGGAGAGAGAAGAAGACAAAGAAAUGGCAGAAUUCCUGCAAAGUAAGCUCUCCAAAAGCUACCUCCAGAAAGCAACUCCUGUCAGAGAGAAAAAAAUGACUUCCAGGGGGCAGCAAACCUCCGCACCGUACAUGACCAAAACGGGCCUCACCCUGCUCAAGGAGUGCUGUGGCUUCACCUGCUCCAUCAUGUAGCCGGCUCCCAGCUCCUCUGCAUGGGACGUGACCACGGUCUCCAGCCAGAGUCCACAACCUGCUCUCCUCUGAGAGUUCCAACCUCCCGUCAUUAUUCAUGCUUCCCACUGCAGCACUGCUACCAACGAGACUUUCCAUGCAGGCUGGUGCAAGCUUGAAUGAUGGUAUGUUUCCUUGGUGCCACAUCAAUGGCCAAACCUCCAUGACAUCAACAAACACUGAAUUCCACCUUAGCUCAGCUUGGAAGAGAUGUGUGCAGCAAACAAGAAUAUCCAGAGAUAUUCUUCACCUGGACAGGGCAACUAAACAAGCAUUGGAGCUGAUAUUUGGGGAGCAUCCACCAUCCCUGGACAUGUCGUCGUUGCAGAUCUCAUCCUUGGCCUUGUACCACCUUGUGAGUCUCUGUGGGCUGAUUCCAAAGGAUUCUUUGUGGGGAAUGUCUCUGGUCAGGGUUUUGUUGUGCUUGCAUUGGUUUUAUGGCUCUGGGUAGGGCUGUGAGGAGGGAAGGGCCAUCCCUAAAGGCAACUGAACGAAGGGCUGAUUUUCGUGAAGUUGUCACCUGAGCACAGAUGUAGUGUGUUGAAUUACAGGCAGAUGAGCUGCCCUUCCCAGCUCACUGUUACUGGGUUCAGUUUCAGCUCCAAAGGAAAAGGAAACCAGAGCAAAACAGGAAAGGAGAAAAAAAUCAGAAGAUCAGGGGAAAAUGCAAUGGGAAAUGGAAACCAAACGGGAGAUGAGAAACAUGGCAGGGAUGGUUGGAGAGAGCAGGUGAGGGACACCUGCACUGCCAGGAGGGCAUUCAGCCCUGACCACCAGUGCCCACCAGUGCCUCCAGGCUUGGCACCAUGACCAGCACGUAAUCCCUGUGUGAAAGAUCACAGCACCAUGAGGUCUCCCAGUGCCUCAGAUGCUGGUGUCCCCUCUGAGCAUGUCAACAUUUUGAUCCAUGUUUAGAUGGCACAACUGGAGCUGCUAAUGGCUGUCAUGACAGCACAAGGGCUCUUCUUUAUAGGAUGUGAAGAGCUCUCACAUCUCCAAAACCUGCCUGCCCUGUAGGAUGGGAUGGCUCCAAUAGGUGGGGGGGGGGGCAUUUGGUGGCUGCCCAAGAGCUCUGGUUGCCCCGUAGCCAAGUUGCUGAGGCCUUCAGCUCAGUGCUGCUGCUGUUUGUUGCAGUCCUGAGAUGGUAUUCCUGCCUGGGUCACUGUCCUGCAUGCCCAGGUCAGUGAGAUCACAACCAUCAGUCUCUUUUCCUUGCACCUAAUGGUACAUUCAUCCCGAUAAUACUCAGUGCUGGUGGGACCCUGCUUUUGGUAUCUUCUGAGGUCUCAGUGUGAAGCCUCCUUAUGUGUUGUUGUUGUUGGUGACCUGCAUCCCACAGUACCUGCCUGCUGUUCCCUGUACCCUUUGCUUUGGGGAUGUGGAACCCUGGAGGAAGCACUGCAGGUCAGAGUGCUUCCCUCUGCUCUGCCAGACCUGUGGAGCAGCACAAGGUGCCUCCACACUGCAAUAAGGUGCUGUGCCUGUUGCUCAAGAAGACGGACCAUCUUCAAUAGCAUCCAGCCUGGAGCUGGUGGGGCAGAUGAGGCUUCUCUUACUCCUUGCUCUUUCAUUCCCUGCCCUGUGGUUGGUUGGCUUCAUCACUCUGCAGCCACACACAUGGUGCAAUGUGGGCAUUGACUGUGGACAACAGACCUGAAGAACUAGAAAGGCCCUCCCUGUGCUAGCCUUCCCCAGGCCUUCUUUGGAAGGGGGAAUAGCAGAGCCACAUUGCUUGCUUGGGCUGACAGGGAGCCAAAGGCAAGGAAGAGCUCUUGAUUCAGUUUGACCCCCAAAUUAAUCCCUGCUUCCACCCUAUGAGGCCCCAGGACCCAGUGCUGGUAGGGCAGGGAGGAUGGCCAGGAAGAAGGUGGGGAGGAUCCUGACUCACUUUGCUCUGUUGAUGGCUGUGUUUGUAAGGCUGGUCAUGGAGAAAGGCUGCAGUCCUGGCCGUAUGAUCCCAGUUGGCCUGUACUGAACUGAUGGCAAAGGUGUGCAGCACACGGGAGCGACACUCCUUCAUGUGCAUUGAUUUCAACCCAAACUAAUAAAUGUC